This is a messenger RNA of Lycium ferocissimum, 2236 nucleotides long. RefSeq names its product transcription factor MYB101-like. NCBI's taxonomy places the organism in Eukaryota, Viridiplantae, Streptophyta, Magnoliopsida, Solanales, Solanaceae. The record is from RefSeq and is a predicted model, not a curated record. The transcript is spliced from 4 exons. The coding region runs from base 534 to 2051 and encodes 505 amino acids.
UAAAAUAAAGGAAGAGAUAAACCCUACCUAUUAUCUUGCAAGAUUGAAAAUGCAAAUAUUAGACACACUAGUGGAGCUUCAUUAAGGUAAGUGAAUAAAAGCAUGGACCAAGAAGGUGAGCAAACUACUGAAGCAUAGAGCUUGCAAGCCGGGACGAAAUACAAGCUCACCCUAUAAAUACUCACCACCUCUCCUUCUCUAGCAUCUCACUUCUCUUCACACACACACACUCAAUUCUCCAACAUUUCCUCUUUUCUUCAAUUUUCAUAAAUGCAUUUCUCUUAUCCACCUCACCCCACCUCCAUCUAGUUUCUUGCAUCCCAAUCACUGCCCAAAACAUUUUUAAUUUCUCUUCUUGAACUUAGAUAUCAUAUAUGUAUCCCCUCUUCUAAUUUGCUCUUUCUCAUUUAUAUCUUUGUCUUCACAAGAAAACAACCACACAAAGAAAAACAAAAUAAGAAAAAAGAACAAGGGAAUAGAAGUUUUGUUUUUGUUUAUCUUCAUUCCAUAGAGAAUUGAAAAAGGAAGGGUUGAUGGCCCCAGAUGAUAGAGGAAUGAAGAACGGUGGAGGAAGAAGCGGAGGAGGAAACAGACAAGCUCUAAAGAAAGGGCCAUGGACAGCAACAGAGGAUGCGAUUUUAAUGGAAUACGUGAAGAAACAAGGAGAAGGAAAUUGGAAUGCUGUUCAAAGGAAUUCAGGAUUGAUGAGGUGUGGUAAAAGUUGUAGAUUAAGAUGGGCUAAUCAUCUGAGACCUAAUCUUAAGAAAGGCGCAUUUUCUCCUGAAGAAGAAAGAAUUAUUAUUGAGCUUCAUGCUAAACUUGGCAACAAAUGGGCUCGCAUGGCUGCUCAGCUACCUGGAAGAACAGAUAACGAGAUCAAAAAUUACUGGAACACAAGGCUAAAGAGAAGACAAAGAGCUGGUUUGCCCAUAUACCCUCAAGAAUUACAAUCACAAAACCAACAAGAAAAUAAUCAAACCCAAAGCCUUAUUUCUUCACCAUAUGAUCCCCAAAGGGCAACUUAUAACAAUACUCCCUCUCUUUCCCUUUUGGAUAUCUUCAAUCCUUCAACCCUGAAACCUCCUAUGACACAUCAAUUCCCACUUAAUAGUAACAACAUUUUUCGCGAUCCUCCUAAAGCCCUUUCCUUGACACUACCGUCAUCUAUGAGAAAUUCACAAUUUUCGUCACUGCCAACAUCUGUAGCUAAUAACAAUUAUGGUCACGGCUUGUCCAACUCAAUGCCAGUGCCAUCAUGUCAACAAAAUUAUCCAACUUUUAGCUUAACAACGAGGCCUUUUAUGGGGAUUCCUUCGAACCAAAAUGGCUUAAUCUCCGGUAUGGGUAGUAAUUCUAUUAAUUACCCCUCAAGGCAAUCGUCCAUGCCUGUAACGACUGCAUCGUCAUCUGAGAAUACAUGCAGUGAUUUUGGUUCAAGCGAUGCUAAUAAUUAUGCAAAUGUUGCUGGAUUAUCGCGAGGAAAUAGUGGAUUAUUGGAAGAUUUGUUGGAGGAGUCUCAGACUUUGACUCGGGCUGUAAAAAUCGAAGAGAAUAAUUAUAUUGAUUUAAAAGAAGAAGCUGAUUAUAAAGGGAAAUCAUUGUGGGAAGAUUAUGGAUUUGUGGAAGAAGGGACAGGAGAUCAAGAUGAAGCCAUUUUAACUGAAGAAUCAGUUUACAGCUUUGCUCAUGGUGGUGAUGUCACCUUGAAUAACAACUCUGAAAGCUCCAGCCCUGAUCCCCAUUCAUCUUCAGGGAUAUUCAUGAGAAAUGAAGUUUCAUUACAAGGAAUUAAUCAAGUGGAUGAGGAUAUAAUGUGCCUUCUUGAUAAUUUUCCGCAAGCUGUACCAGUUCCAGAUUGGUAUGACGAAACUGAUGACAAAAACAAUUCAAAUGGGAAAUCGUCAAAUAUUGGUACUGAUGCUCACAAAGCUGAAAAUCAGGCUGAAGAUUCUUCCAAGUCACAAGUGGUAAUAACAACUUCAUCAGGGCCAAAGAACCAUGAUUUAGAACUUGGAGGAUGUUGCUGGAACAACAUGCCUUCUUUUUGUUAGAAUAAAAUAAAUAAAAGGCAUUGAUAUAUACGUAAGAGAAUGGCAAAGAUUGAGGGAUUUUGAUGUCACCUCUCUUUCAUUUUUUCUCUUUUUUUUUUUUUUUUUUUUUUUACCUUAGGUUAUUGAGAUAUAGGUACAUUUGAUGAUCGAUUAUUUGGUCGUCCUGGAUUGUUUGUUGUAUUUGG